AUAAUUUUCAUUUUUUGGUGAAUUAUCCCUUAAAAUGUUUAUUGUGAAUUUGUUGUUACUUUUGAAACUUGAAAGCUCUAUUCUCCAUUCUAUGUAAAUGCAUGGAAAAGAGCAACCAGCACAGUUUUCAAAAUAUAUUUUUUCAUGUUCCACAGAGGAGAGAAAGUCAUACAGGUUUGGAACAACAUAAAUGAUGACAGAGUAUUCAUUUCAGGCCAAACCAUUCUUAACUCUAUGCUAUUGGAAACCAGUUUGAUUACAUAAUUUUUCAAGUUUCCAAAUGCAAUUUCAUAAUAUAUCACAUCACUGAAACGUCACAUUGUGUCUGUGGAGAGGCUGGCUAACAGAGACCACUCCCUCCUACUUUGAGCGCUCAUGUUUUUGCCUUCCGUCUCUGCUUUUUCUUACGCAUGUCCUCGCCAAUGUCCGCUUUUCUUCCCCAGUCUUCUGUUGACCGUUUCCUCUUUUCAUGUGUAGCUCCCCUUCCUCCUCUCUCCUUCACAGUGUCAAAAGGGAAGUAGGAGAUUUUGGCCAUAGCAGACUCAGCAGUGCCUUUAGUUCCCUACGUAGUCACAAACCCCUCACCAGAAGAUCUAGUAGAGGUUAGUUGAGAGUCCAGAGAUAUUUAUCUACCCCACAAAACCUGCAGCCAUGAGAGGUCCGCAGCCUGCGGGGGGAUGACAUGCAUGUGUCCAGGCAUUUAACAUCACUGAGGAUUUUAAGACUAGUAGGCUGCCCUCCGCCAAGCCAUGAUGGACAUUCUGUACACAGGCCCUGUCCUGGCAGACCGCGAGUCUCCGAUGACGCGGAGCGAGACGUCCCCCAGCCGUGCCCAGCAUCCCUCCCCUACACAGAAACCCAACACCUGCUGCUUCUGCUGGUGCUGCUGCUGUAGCUGCUCAUGUCUCACUGUUAGGAGUGAAGAUGACAAGCGUGGGCGGAGGAAAGCCCAGGAGACAAAGCUGGAGCCCUUUCCAUGUGAACCUUGCCCCAAACCGACGAUAGAGGAGAUUAAACAGUGGGCGCAGUCUUUCGAUAAGCUGAUGAAGAACCCAGCGGGGCGAAACAAGUUCCGUGAGUUCCUGCGGACGGAGUACAGCGAGGAGAACAUGCUCUUCUGGCUGGCCUGCGAGGACCUGAAGAAGGAGAUCAACAAGAGUGCCAUCGAGGAGAAGACGCGUUUGAUCUACGAAGACUACAUCUCCAUCCUCUCGCCCAAAGAGGUGAGUCUGGACUCUCGGGUGAGGGAAGUGAUCAACAGGAGGUUGCAGGAUCCCACCCCUCACAUAUUUGAGGAUGCACAGCUGCAGAUCUACACCCUCAUGCACAGAGACUCCUACCCACGAUUCCUCAACUCCUCUGUCUACAGAUCACUGGUGCAAGGGGGCUCACGUUCCUCGUCUGAGUCAUAGAUCCUCCUCUUUCUUUCUCUCACUCUCGCCACCAAAUUUCUCCCCAUUUCCCUGCAUCUCUCUCCAUUGCACAACCACUCAAGGAGAAAGAACUCCUUUUUUGUGUUGUCACAGUUGGAUUACCUUUUUUUUUUUUUUUUGGCUUAAUCCAUUUUCCUCUGUCAUUUUUGAGGGAAUCUCCUGAACCUGCACAGACUGAAACUGGAAGACACAGGGUUGAAAAUGCAGUUUUCAUUUUUCGAAACCUCUUUUUUUCCCUCACCAUCAUUCCAAGCGUAUGUGGCAGCAGCAGUAUCAACUACUGAUUUUCACAGCCAUCUUUUACAUUUUUUUUUCACACAAACAUGCUUUGCUACUUUUAUCUCCCGAUGUCUCCAGCUGAAAAGAGCUGAGAGGGCCUCUGCAAUAACAUACACUGGAGUGGCCUGACCAAACUGCUCCUCUCUCCUGACCUUUAACCUGUCCACUGUCUCUGUUCUCUGAUUGGCUCUUCGAGGCGAGGGGUCGAGAGCUGAUUGGCUGCAUCAUAAAGAGAGGAAUGGCACUUCUUCAAGGUGCUAAAAAAAUAUUUACACACUAUUUCAAAUAUAAAUCAAUUUCCAGGCCCAGACAGAUUUUUCCAGAUUUUCUGCACUGAUUUUGAGGGAAAAUCUGCGGAAUGGAUUUAAAUAUGGUAACAUGAGAGUACUAAACUCAUACUGGUAGCUGAAAGCAUUAUCAACUUAGCCAAAAUAUUUACUAAACAUAAAGGCAGGGGACAUAGGAAAUUAUGUAAAGGAGGGCAUAACUGUUUUGUUUGAGAUUUCUGUGUGUACAGAUUUCGUGUGGCCCUGUUGAUUUCAAGCUACGGUUAUAAGUGAAAGAAGAAAAAAAAAAGAGGAGGACCGCCAAUUUUAGAGAUAUUAAACAAAACAGACAUACAUGAUAUGUGAGAAUGCUAUGGUCUUAAUUAGACUGGUCACUCAAAUUUUAAAAUGAGUAUUUUUAAUGUUAUUUCUUUUUUAUUUUUUUGUUAAACUGUGACUUGAUUUGUUUUUCUUGUACAAAUAUUAAAGAAAAUCUGGAACAUAUGAGACAUACCGAGCAAGCUGUUAGUCCUGAGUGCUUAAUUGCGCUGUAUCUCUCUCUGGCCUCACUGUGUGUGUGUGUGUGUGUGUGUGUGUGUGUGUGUGUGUGUGUGUGUGUGUGUGUGUGUGUGUGUGUGUGUUAAUGUGGUUGUAUGGUGUGAAAAUCACAAGUCUCUCUGGCGCCUCAGGUACUGCAGUUUUGCAAGCUAUAUCUCAGUGUUCCUGCCUUUUAUUUAGGCAAAAGCAGAUGAUUUUUAGUCAUCAUGAAAUCAAAAUUAACUUUAUCGGUCAGUGCACGUUAUUCCACAGAAAAUAUUUUGUCAUUGUAAAUGUAAAAACUUGCUCUGCCUCUAAAAAUAAUCAUGGCAAAAUUGCAGUAAUUUAAUCCCGUUUUAUGUUGUUGUAAUAAAUGUUACAGCAAUAAUAGCAGAAAACGAUACAUUUGAAUUUAAAUCUAACGGUGUUUUUUUUUUUUU
Molecule: messenger RNA, 2955 nt
Organism: Cyprinus carpio (common carp)
Lineage: Eukaryota; Metazoa; Chordata; Actinopteri; Cypriniformes; Cyprinidae
Gene: rgs19
Product: regulator of G protein signaling 19
Source: RefSeq, a predicted model, not a curated record